AUGUUGCGCUCCUGGCGUGUGAAGCUGAAGCUGCUGCUCGCCACGGUCACCCUGGCCAUCCUCCUCUCCUGGCUCUACCUCUUCGUGGGAAGCCUCGAAUACGGCCGCUUCCUCCUGCUGCCGCCGUGCCUGGGCGAGCAGCCGAGCCGGGACGUGGAGCGGGAGGGGGGGUGCCCAGUCUCAAAAAAGGCACUGUUUGUCUCUGGGCAGCUCCUGCACGUUGCAAUUGUGUGUGCCGGGCACAACGCAAGCCGGGAUGUGGUCACCCUGGUGAAAUCCAUCCUUUUCCACAGGAAAAAUCCUCUCCACUUUCACUUCAUCACGGACUCAGUGGCCCAUCAGAUCCUCCAGACGCUUUUCCAGUCCUGGAUGGUGCCCUCCAUCCACGUCAGCUUCUACAACGCCGAUGACUUGAAGCCAGAGGUGUCAUGGAUCCCCAACAAGCACUACUCUGGUAUCUAUGGGCUGAUGAAGCUGACGCUCACCAAAGCACUGCCCUCCAACCUCUCCAAGGUCAUCGUCUUGGAUACCGACAUAACCUUUGCCACUGACAUCGCUGAGCUCUGGGCUGUCUUUGGGAAGUUUUCUGACAAGCAGGUGAUCGGGCUGGUAGAGAACCAAAGUGACUGGUAUCUGGGCAACCUGUGGAAAAACCACAAACCAUGGCCAGCCCUGGGACGUGGCUUCAACACGGGGGUGAUCCUGCUCCUGCUUGACCGCCUGCGUCACCUGGGCUGGGAGCAGAUGUGGCGGCUGACAGCGGAGCGGGAGCUCAUGAGCAUGCUCUCCACCUCGCUGGCUGAUCAGGACAUCUUUAACGCUGUGAUCAAGCAGGACCCAGCCCUGGUGUACCGACUCCCCUGCUUCUGGAACGUGCAGCUCUCUGAUCACACCCGCUCAGAGCAGUGCUACACUGAGGUCUCAGACCUCAAGGUGAUCCACUGGAACUCACCCAAGAAACUGCGGGUGAAGAACAAGCAUGUGGAAUUCUUCCGCAACCUCUACCUGACCUUCCUGGAGUACGACGGGAACCUGCUGCGCAGGGAGCUCUUUGGCUGUGCCAGUCUCCCCAGUCCGCCCAGCAACCAGCUGCAGCAGGCGCUGGAGGAGCUGGACGAGGAUGAUCCCUGUUACGAUUUCCGCCGGCAGCACCUCACGCAGCACCGCAUCCACCUCUUCUUCCUGCAGUACGAGUUCCUGGCCCUUCCCAACCCCACCGAUGUCACUCUUGUGGCCCAGCUUUCCAUGGACAGGUUACAGAUGCUGGAGGCCAUCUGCAGGCACUGGGCGGGCCCCAUCAGCCUGGCGCUGUACAUGUCGGACGCGGAGGCUCAGCAGUUCCUGCGCUACGCCCAGGCCUCCGAGGUGCUGAGCGCCCGCCGCAACGUCGCCUACCACAUCGUCUACAAGGAGGGGCAGUUCUACCCCAUCAACCUCCUGCGCAACGUGGCCUUGGCCAACACGCAGACGCCGUACGUCUUCCUGACGGACAUUGACUUCCUGCCUAUGUAUGGCCUCUAUGAUUACCUCAGGAACUCCAUCCAGCAGCUGGAGCUGCCCCAGAGGAAGGCAGCUCUCAUUGUGCCAGCAUUUGAGACCCUGCACUACCGCUUGACCUUCCCCAAAUCCAAAGCAGAGCUGCUCUCCAUGCUGGACAUGGGCUCCCUCUACACCUUCAGGUACCACGUGUGGCCAAAAGGCCAUGCCCCAACUGACUAUGCCAAGUGGCGGACGGCCACCGUGCCCUACCGCGUGGCGUGGCAGCCAGACUUCGAGCCUUACGUUGUAGUGAGGCGAGACUGCCCCAAGUAUGACCAGAGGUUUGUGGGCUUCGGGUGGAACAAGGUGUCCCACAUCAUGGAGCUGGAUGCGCAGGAGUAUGAGCUGCUGGUCCUGCCCAACGCCUUCAUGAUCCACAUGCCCCACGCCCCCAGCUUCGACAUCUCCAAGUUCCGCCUGAGCGUCGGGUACCGGGGCUGCCUGCAGACGCUGCGGGAG
Messenger RNA from Chaetura pelagica (chimney swift), 1998 nucleotides. RefSeq names its product glycosyltransferase-like 1B (gene LARGE2). The transcript has 14 exons. NCBI's taxonomy places the organism in Eukaryota, Metazoa, Chordata, Aves, Apodiformes, Apodidae. The record is from RefSeq and is a predicted model, not a curated record. The annotation marks the transcript as partial. Gene Ontology annotation, biological process: protein O-linked glycosylation via mannose. Gene Ontology annotation, molecular function: glucuronosyltransferase activity; xylosyltransferase activity.